AUGGCGUUGGGCUCUGUCACCCUGGCAGACACCAACUCGAAUACCUUCAAUCCGCUCCACCAUCUGGCCGGAAUUUCCCCUUACUUUACACCCAAUGACCCUCAGCUCGACCCCUCGGUACCACAGGGCUGCAAUGUUACUCGCGCAGCUUAUCUUGCCCGUCACGCCGCCAUCUAUGCCAACGAUUUUGACUAUGAACGCUACCUUGAGCCAUUCAUCCAGAAGCUGCAAAACACCACGCAGGAUUGGUCCAAGGCAGGAAGCCUCUCGUUCCUGAGCAAGUGGAGCGCGCCAAUCACCGAGGCACAUCUCGAGAAAAUCACCCGAGUUGGUCUGCAAGGAGUCAAUCAUACUUCCAAACCCCAAAGAAUGUAUGGACAGCAACAUCGGAGAGAACCGUCAAGACUGCACAAGGAUUUAUCCUUGGAUACACCGGCAAUGAAACGGCUCAAAUCAAACUCACCCAGGUCGGGGGAGUACAAGCACGCCGCAGCCGACUCGUUAACCCCGUACAAAAGUUGCCCGGCAUACAGCUCCAGCUAUGGCUCCAAACAGUCCAGUGAAUUCGUCUCCCACUACACCAAACCUAUCAUUACGCGUCUCCAAGCCCAGGCCCCCGCCUUCAACUUCACGUCCGACGACAUCGUCGCCAUGUUCGAGCUCUGCGGCUAUGAGACCGUCAUCCGCGGCUCCUCCCCCUUCUGCUCCCUCGGCCUCUUCACCGCCACUGAAUGGCUCGCCUUCGAGUACGGGAACGAUCUCAUGUACUUCCACAACACAGGCUACGGCCGUGACUUAUCCCCCGCCAUCGGCUUCCCCUGGCUCAAUGCAACGAGAACCAUCCUCGCCGACGACUCGGCCUCCCAAGACCUCUACGUCUCGUUCACCCACCGCGAGCUCCCGCCCACUGUGCUCACCGCGCUGGGUCUAUUCAAUAACAGCGCCUACUCGGGCGCGAACGACGUCAACGCUACCAUGCCUACCGACGCAAUCAACUACGGUCGCGCGUGGAAGAGCAGCCAGAUCUUACCGUUCUUGACGAACAUCGCGAUCGAGAAGAUGGUGUGUGAUUCCUACGGGUAUGACGACGGGGUGUACUACCGCGUGCUGGUGAACGAGGGUCCGCAGCCACUUGUGGGGUGUCGCGAUGGGCCAGGGGAGAGUUGCUCCGAGGAGGCGUUCGGGCGCUUUGUGCAACAGCGGGGGGAGUGGUAUGGGGAUUUUGGCAAGGCGUGUGGGGUGGAUUAUGAGAAUUCGACGGAUGUGUUGUCGAUUUAUCAGUAG
This is a messenger RNA of Aspergillus fumigatus Af293, 1284 nucleotides long. RefSeq names its product putative histidine acid phosphatase. Gene Ontology annotation, molecular function: acid phosphatase activity. The transcript is spliced from 3 exons. Lineage: Eukaryota; Fungi; Ascomycota; Eurotiomycetes; Eurotiales; Aspergillaceae. The coding region runs from base 1 to 1284 and encodes 427 amino acids. Gene Ontology annotation, cellular component: fungal-type cell wall. The record is from RefSeq and is a predicted model, not a curated record.